CAACUCAUUUUUAGAUGAAGUCUACUUUUCUUUUCCUUUCAUUUCAUUUCUCUUGGGCUACAAAUAUUGGAUUCCCUCCACCUAGUCCUAUCUCCAAACCAUCUCCAUCUUCACAUGACCUCAAAAAGAAUAAAGUCUUCCAACAUUAAAUUUCAUUCACACACUUCUAGUCCUAAUCAAAUUUGACACUUUCCCACACACUUCCAUCCCCCAAGGAAAAACAUAUCCACACUUUCCUCCCUCCCUCUCUCUCUCUCUCACACACACAUCACAAACACACAUUGUGAGUGAUGUUGAAUCCAGCAAAUCAUGUUGCGCCACAGCCUUCAUCACCCACUAAUUCGUCCCUCUCCUCUUCUGAUCUCGACACUGAGUCAACAGGCUCAUUCUUCCAUGACAGAAGCACCACGCUAGGAACCCUCAUGGGCGUCACCGUCCAAGCCAUAACGUUCCGGGCCACCUCCCAGCACCGCCACCAGGAGAUCCCCGGUUCCGACGCCCGGAGAAACAAGAACAACCGGGCCGCCGCGGCCCGCCAGCGGCGCCGGUGGUGGCGCCUCUGCAGAGACGAAUGCGACUCCAGAAGGGCCUCUCUCGGAGAGUAUUUGGAGGUGGAGAGGAGGUUCGGCGGCGGCGGCGCGGCGGAGCUUGAUGAAGGGCUGGUUCAGGAGCUGCAGCCGAGAAAUGGGCGGGCCUUAUUUGCGGAUGGGAUGGUUCUGCCGCCGGCGCAGGUUGUGGAGGAUUUGGAUUCGUCGCCGGCGGCUGCGGCGGGGAUUUGUAGAUUCUCGGCGGUAGAGCGGUGGUGUAAUUUAGUGUAGUUUAGUGCAGUGUAGUACAGUUUGUUUGUUUAUUGAGUAGUGACUUUCUUUUUUUUUCUUUUUCUUGCUUUUUCUGCAGUUUUGCCUUUUCUUCUUCUUUAUUUUUAUUUUUUAUUUUUUAUUUUUUAAAUUGUUUAUUUCUAAAUCUGGCACCACUGAUUGAACAUCAUAUGAUCUGCUUUAUGGAGUUGAAUAUAGUCAAGUGCUUUUU
Molecule: messenger RNA, 1029 nt
Organism: Salvia splendens (bonfire salvia)
Lineage: Eukaryota; Viridiplantae; Streptophyta; Magnoliopsida; Lamiales; Lamiaceae
Exons: 2
Coding region: 291-818 (175 amino acids)
Source: RefSeq, a predicted model, not a curated record